GUUAUCGCUCGUUGUUUUCGCUGUUCGUCGUUAAUGCAUGUGCGUACUUUGAGUAUACAUAUUUAAAUAAAUGUCUGCGUUACGCAGUAAAUAUUUUACGUUGGGUUAGGGUUAGGUCGAGCUGUGUGUGAUCGCGUGUAACGAACAAUUCUAAACAACAUAAUGUGAGUGUGUUAUCAUGAUGCUAACCAGCCCUGUGUUUGUAUUUCGUAGGCUCAAGUGUGUGGUUGUGAGAUCUUCUCGAAAUAAUUUUAACAGUUCAGAUGUCGGACUACAAAGAGUGCUACAGAGAGUCAGUGUUUCACUAUCAGACAGGUGCCAAUAGAGCUAAAUGACAAAACACCUCUCUGCACUUACAACAUUGAUGGACGAUUGCUCCUGACACCCAGACGUUUCAUAUUAUUGAACUGAAGAUUGGUUGAAGCAGGUAAACAGAUGACUGCAACAUUCUCUUGGAGCUGUGCGGACCAGUGGCUCCAUGAAUAAACUGCUCCACUACAGCAGCUGGCCUUCCAUACAUCCCUUCGUUCAAGUGGUGUCCCAGUAUUUGUGUUGACCAGGAACCAAAAGAUGGCUGCUGCCCAGAAGCAUGUGCUGCGUGUGUAUGUUGCACGAGACACUGCCCUGAAGCUUACUCUACUCGAGCGACCAAAGUCAGUGGAGGAGCUGAAAGAAAUAAUGCAAGAUAGGUUCAAGCCGAGACUGGAUGGGGACUUUAGCCUGCACUAUGAGGAUCCAGACUUUGAUGGUGAUCUUUGUCUUCUUGUGGACAUCCAGGAGUUACCAGAGAAGGGCACAUUGAGAGUCGUCAGGCCUGAAGGUGACACCUCAUCUACUGCAUCUUCUGACACAGACAUACUCCCAUGUGUAUCUGCGUUACAGCGCCAGAAGAGUUGGCCUGAUCACUUUGUUGUUCCUGGUUUUGAUUAUGAAAUGGAGCAUAUACUAGAAGAAGGAAAUCGUGUUUAUGAAGAAUCAGGAAAAAUGCUGAAGUUAAAGAGGUCACAGAAGAGUGAAAUCCUUAAAAAAAUGGCAGAAAUGAUCUACAGUUUUAAACCAUACCCACAUGAAAAGGAAUUGGCAAUUGCUGCUAAAGCAUUGAUUACAGCUCAUCCAUGUCUCAGAAUGACGGCUGGUGAAGACGGGGAGUUGGGAUGGAAACGUCACAUAGGGUACAAGGUUGCGUCCUACCGUAACAAUCUGGCCAAAGUUGGGGUUGCAGAAGUAGCCAUCAACACAGGGAGGCGGAGCCGAAACAACCCCGACAAAUGA
Messenger RNA from Megalobrama amblycephala (Wuchang bream), 1272 nucleotides. RefSeq lists its product as uncharacterized. The record is from RefSeq and is a predicted model, not a curated record. Bases 571 to 1272 code for a protein of 233 amino acids. Lineage: Eukaryota; Metazoa; Chordata; Actinopteri; Cypriniformes; Xenocyprididae. The transcript is spliced from 4 exons.